This is a messenger RNA of Ctenocephalides felis (cat flea), 2549 nucleotides long. Its product is annotated as beta-mannosidase-like. NCBI's taxonomy places the organism in Eukaryota, Metazoa, Arthropoda, Insecta, Siphonaptera, Pulicidae. Bases 1 to 2538 code for a protein of 845 amino acids. The transcript is spliced from 18 exons. The record is from RefSeq and is a predicted model, not a curated record. Gene Ontology annotation, biological process: glycoprotein catabolic process. Gene Ontology annotation, molecular function: beta-mannosidase activity.
AUGCAUAUGAUGCAAACAAUAAAAUUAGAGAACGUAACAGUUCCUGGAGGAGUUUAUUCAACCCUGAUGAAAUUUGGAGUAAUUCCAGAAAUUUUACAAGCUGAAAAUGAUGUUGCCACCAGAUGGGUGGCCAAGGAAUCCUGGACUUACACUAAAAAAUUUGAUGUUCCAGAUUUGCUAAAUGCAAGAAGAGAGCAUAUGAUGCUGGUUUUUCAUGGUUUAGAUACAAUCGCCAAUAUUACAUUAAAUGGCCUGAUUUUGGAUAUGACUGAUAACAUGUUCGUAAGAUAUCGAUAUGAUGUCAAAUAUACCUUAAAGGAAAAAGAUAACGAAUUAAUAGUAAAAUUCUUUUCACCUGUAACCAUAGCAUCCAAGUUGCAAAAAAUAUAUCCGACAGUACCAACAUGUGUUCCCACAGAAUACCAUGGAGAAUGUGGAGCAAAUAUGCUCAGAAAAAUGCAGGCCAGUUUUUCCUGGGAUUGGGGACCUGCUUUUCCAUCUCAAGGAAUCUGGAAGUCAGUGGAAUUAGAAUCAUAUGACCAUGCCACAAUUCGUGACGUUAAUGUCUUCACACAACUUAAUGAUGAUAUGUGGAAUGUGAGUGUUAAAGUUUAUAUGGAAACUGGCCUAAAAGCAUUUAAUUUGCAAGGAUCUCUACAAGUAACUAUAAGAAACUACCAAAAUUCCACAGAUAUUUUAGCAUCAGAUGUUGCUGAGUUAAACAUAAAAUCUAUAGAUGGUGUAGUUUCCUACACAUUUACAUUACCCAUUCAUAAGAAAUUCGUAGAAUUAUGGUGGACAAACGGUUUAGGAGCCCAACCACUUUAUCCUUUGGAAGUCAGUUACGUAGGUCCAGAUUCUGUCAGUAUAAAUCGGAUUAAAAGAAUUGGAUUUAGGACUAUCGAAUUGGUACAAGAACCUACAGGUAAUAAUAUUGGUCUCACAUUUUUCUUCAAAGUAAAUGAUGUAGACGUUUUUAUGAAAGGUUCUAAUUGGAUUCCAGCUGAUAUCUUGCCAGAAUGGGGAGCAAACUACAGCACUGUCCAGUGGUUACUAAAAUCAGCAAAAGAUGCCCACAUGAACAUGCUUCGAGUUUGGGGAGGUGGUGUUUAUGAAUCCGAACUUUUCUAUGAAACUUGCGAUGAAAUGGGUAUACUGAUCUGGCAAGAUUUUAUGUUUGCUUGUGCUAUGUAUCCAACUUAUGAAAAAUUCCUAAAUACCGUGGAAAUAGAAGUUGUCCAAAAUGCAAGAAGGUUACAACAUCAUCCUAGUAUUGCUAUUUGGGCUGGAAACAAUGAGAAUGAGGCUGCUUUACGUCAAAAUUGGUAUGGAACUAUUACUGAACAGGAACGAUAUGAAAAAGAAUAUAAAGAAUUAUAUGUGAAUGUAAUAAGGGAUGCAGUAAGAAGAGUAGAUCCAUCAAGAACAUUUUUAGUGUCAAGUCCAUCUAAUGGAAUUAAUUCAGAAGAUCAAGAUUUUAUAGCCAGUGAUCCCCAAGAUUACAGAUAUGGAGAUAUGCACGUAUAUAAUUAUGUGAACGAUGGUUGGGAUCCGAAUAUUUAUCCAAAAGCCAGAUUUGUGUCCGAAUAUGGUUUUCAAGGUUUGCCCUCGCACCAUUCCUGGACAAGUGCUAAGGCUGGUCCAGAACAUAGGCAGCACCUGCCACUAGGCUACAAACCGAUGGUGACGCUUAUCAAAAAACAUUUGCCAUUGCCAAGUGAAAACAGUGUACAUUUUCCUGAAACUGCAUUUUAUUACAGUCAGAUUAGCCAAGCGAUGGCAACUAGAACUGAAUCCGAGGCAUAUCGUGUCGGUAGAAUAAGUCCAGCCAAAACUAUGGGUGCUCUUUAUUGGCAAUUGAAUGAUGUAUGGGUUGCUCCAUCUUGGUCAUCUAUAGAGUAUAACGGAGAUUGGAAAAUGCUCCAUUACCAUGCCACAGAAUUCUUCGCCCCAACAAUUGUCAGUAUGCAAUUAUCCGAAGCAAAAAUGUUGAAGAUCUUCGUGGUUCGAGAUCCUGUAAAAGGAAUAAGGGCUACUUUGAAAAUCAGUUAUUAUGGCUGGGAUUCAUUGACACCGAGGAAAGUCGACGAGGAAAAAUUGUUAAUUAAAGGCAAUAGUGUAACAGUAGCCCAACAAUCACCUCUUAGACGCAAAAUGACCUGGUCAGGUUGCAGACCAAACGAAUGUGUCAUCACGGCCCAACUUUACAAAGGAAAUAGUACCAGAGUUCUAGGACCAAGGGCCGUACUGUUUUUAGGGCCACUUAAGGAUGCUAUUGGGCUGGUGGCUCCCAAUAUUACGGCAAAAGUAAUUCCAUGCAAAAAAUCAACUGGAGUAUUCUGCAUAGAAGUUGAAACUGAUGCAGUAUCUCCAUUCGUCUGGCUGGAAGUUAAAGGAAUUAAAGGAACUUUUAGCAAAAAUGGAUAUUUGCAAGUUGAUCCAGUAGAAAUAGUAGAUUUUCAAGCAGCAGAUAAUAUGACUGCAGAUGAUAUCGCCAAAAAACUGAGAGUAAUAUCAUUGCUAAAUGUUUUGGCAUAAUAAUACAAAGC